This is a messenger RNA of Heterobilharzia americana, 6184 nucleotides long. The record is from the annotation of a GenBank genome assembly. NCBI's taxonomy places the organism in Eukaryota, Metazoa, Platyhelminthes, Trematoda, Strigeidida, Schistosomatidae.
GAAUAAAAAGUAAUCAUAUCAUAGGCUAAAGUUUUAAAUGUAUUCACAAGACACUAUACAUAUAAUGUAUACUGAUGAAGAGAUCAACUACAAUACUUGACGAAAAUUUGAUGAAUUUGGACACCAUUGAAUAAAGAAUAGGAGAAUGGUUCAUUAAGUCGAAAAUGAUAUAUAUUUAUUCGUGUUAUAACCGUUUCUAGGACAAGUUAUUCAAUGAAAACAAUGAAAGUGUAUAGGUAUACAACAAACACUUUCGGAAAUGUAUCUAAUUUCUUAUUUUAUCGCAUAAAAAGUUUAAAAAAUGUUUUCUUGUAUUAAUGGAUAAUGAAUAUAACUUCAUUGUCAGAUUAAAUUUGAGCACAAAUGAUCUUUUAUGUUGAGGAGGGUUGUUCGAGGAAGGCGAACAAACACAUUGCAUUGGAACAAUUAUGUCUUAUCAGUUGAAUAAUUAAUUGUGUUAUGUGAAGACAAGUAUUCUUAUCAAAAUUACCCAGUAGAGGAGAGACAAAUAAUUAAGCUGUUCUAUCGUGUCAACGUUUUAACUCAGCAUUGACGACAAGGCGUUGAUUUCUUCUAUCGCUUGUUGGGGAAUGACGCCUACAAGGAAAUACUAUCAUCAAAUCAACAUCACCAUAUCAACUAAUCAAUACUCUUCAGUGAAAAAAACUUCUGUUGAUUCCAUCAGGACAUGAAGGUGAUCAAAUGUUAUGAAAAUGUUGUUAUUUACUGCCAGAAAAAGUAUUUUUUACUCCAAAUUUUUGCAUACAUCUCUGUAAUAUCAUCAAGUAUAAUCGGAAGAAUACCAAGACUUCAAGAAUUCACCUCAGAGUUUAGUAUUGAUGAGAAUUGUCCAAUUGGUACAGAAAUCGGGACGAUUAGCUCAAUUCUACUAUCAUCAAAUUCUAUAACUUCAUCUGAUUUAAUAUCAUCAUCAACAUCAAGAAUGAAACAAUCAUCAUCAAAUGAAUUUUCACAAAUAAUUCCAUUGAACUAUAAACUUGGUUCACCGUCUAGUUUGUUCAGUGUUGAUGAACGUAAGGGUAUGUUGGUUACUAAAGCUGAAAUUGAUGCUGAAACUUUAUGCUCUUACGUAACUACACUGAAUGCAGAUCAAACAGAUGAAAAUAAUGAUGCACGAAUUACUAAUAUAGAAUCUGGCAAAUUGAUGAAUAAUCGUAGCAAGAUAUCAACAAUUGUCGAUCAAAUCAAAUGUAACAGUUCCGGUGAUUUAAUAAUUCAAUUCGAUGUGAAUGCUUUACAAACAGAUGGUAGUCUUCGAGCAGUUCAUCAUAUUCGUAUUCGUAUACAUGAUCUCAAUGAUAAUGGACCAAAAUUUGAUCAAAUACGAUGGUAUAAACGUUUAAAAGAAGCUAUUUAUCGAACUGGUCGAAGAAUUGAUCUACCAAAAGCUAGAGAUAUUGAUAUACUUCCUGAACAUAGUCGAAUUAAUUAUCGACUUGAAGCAUGGAAUGAUGAUACAUCUAGUACAAUUCAUCCUAUUAAAAGUCCAUUUAAAUUAGAAGUAAGAAAUUCAGGUCAACCUGGUUUACUACUUACUGAAGAUUUGGACGCUGAAAUGGAGAAUCGACAUAGAUUUAUUUUAGUAGCUUAUAGUCCAAAUGUAAUUGUUUCAAAGAAUGCCUUGAAUGGUCAAUUCAUUCCACGUGACGCUCGUUUAGAAAUAGAUAUUGAAGUUGCUGACAUGAAUGAUAAUGAACCUAGAUUCGCAUUUACUGUAUACAACAUCAGUGUAGCUGAAAACACAUCAGUUGGAUCUGUUAUUUAUGAACUUGUUGCUCAUGAUCCAGACAGUACUUCUCAACUAACAUAUACAAUGGCUUCUUCAUUAGAGUAUCAUGUGAUGUCGAGUACAUUUCAUAUUGAAACUGAUGGACAUAUAAGAUUACAUAGUAGUUUGGACUAUGAAUUACGUCAUGUAUAUUCAAUACCAAUUGAAGUAACUGAUGGUGAAUUUUCUGCACGUACCACAUUAAAUGUUCAAGUAGUCGAUGUAAAUGAUGAACCUCCAGCAUUUGAAUUAAAUCCAAAGCAAUUAAUUGCUGAUGAAAACGCUUCACCAGGCAAAUUGAUUGGACGUGUAAGAAUCCGUGACCCUGAUAGUCCUAGUGUAAAUGGUCUUGUGGAAUGUUCAGAGCCACCAGGAUUGAUUCGUCGUCAGGCACUUCAAUUUCUACCUGAUCCAACCGUUAAUCCUACAGCACAAGUUUAUGAUUUAACUACUCGAAUUAAACUUGAUAGAGAAGAUCCUGAAAAUCCUAUACCAGGUCAUUUAAUUGUCUAUUUGAUUUGUUCAGAUGGUGCUCCAAAUACUGGUGAAAUAAUAUCGCAUACUGCCUACAAUGGGGUUCGACUGACGUCAACUAUGACAGCAACUUUAACUAUAAAAGACGUAAAUGAUCAUAAACCAGUUUUUGAAAAAUCUAUUUAUGAUGUAUCAAUUCAAGAAAAUAAUCCUAUUGGCGAAAAAGUUGUUCAAAUUAAAGCUGAGGAUUCAGAUGAAGAUGAAAAUGCUAGAAUUACUUAUUCCUUAUUGGAUAGAGCCAAUUUCAAAAUAGAUUCCUUGACAGGUUGGAUUACUCCAAACCUUGUGUUUGAUCGUGAAACACGGGAUUCAUAUCAGGUUACCGCCAUUGCAAUGGAUCAAGGUAAACCUCGUUUAUCUACCUCUGUCUUGAUCAAUAUAACUGUACUUGAUGCAAAUGAUCAUAGUCCUAUUCUAGCAUCAUAUGAGGCUGAUGAAACUCUUUUACAAACAAAUAAUCUACCUAUUGGACGUUUUGGUCCUAAAAAUUUAUUCAUCGUACAAGAGAAUAUGCCAGCUAAUACAUGUCUUGGUAAUGUAUUGGCAUUUGAUAAAGAUGAAGGAUUGAAUGCUGAACUCAUGUUUAGUCUUCUUCAAGAUCCAGUAUUUCACUUCCAUGAAAGGUUUAAACUUUCACCUGAUGGUGUAAUUUGCACAAAUGUUGAGUUGGAUAGGGAAGAGAAGGAUCAUUACCGGUUGACAGUUGUUGUAAAAGAUCAGUCAAUUGAUGAACAACUGACGACAACUGGAACUAUUGGUAUUAUUGUUCUAGAUGUAAAUGAUAAUCAACCUCAAUUCUUAAAGCCUAUUGGACUUUUAAAUCCAAAUAAUUCUCAGUUAAGUGAAUACCGACGAAAUAUGAAUAUUGGUGUCAUACUCUAUGAUCAACCCUCAGAAGAAAGAAAUUACAACAAUUUCGAAGGUAAUCAAAAACGUAAUGAUGAAGAGUAUCAAAGUCCUAUUUUGACUACACUAAGUCUUCCUACGACAUCAAAUACACAGUCUACACAUAUUGAACCAGUUAUUCGUUUAUCUGUAUAUGAGAAACCUGAACAAGUAAUAAGUAAAUUGUAUGCAGAAGAUCCAGAUACUGGUGAGAAUGGAGCUAUAGUUUACUUACUUGAAGAAUUCUUUGAUUUGUCAGUAAAUAAAAUCAAACCAAAUCCCUUGAUUCGAGUUCAUCCAGAAACUGGAGAGUUAAUAUUAUUACGUCAUAUGAUACCUAUGGAUUUAGGAUAUCAUUUCUUUAAAGUCACUGCAUCUGAUCGUGGUCAUCCUCAAAUGAAAAUGGAUCAAAAGAUUUUAUCACUUCUAGUCGAAGAUAUUCCAGCAUCUGGAAACUUGGUACAAAAUUCUUUAUCAUCCAGUUAUUACAUGAGCAAUAUAACUGGAUUAGGUUUAGAUGAAUGGAGUUUCACUACUGGUAAAAAUGUUCUAAUCAUCACAAUUUUGUCGAUUGUUUCAGGAUUAUUAGCAGCUAUAUUCAUUACUGCUAUUGUUUGUGUUAUAAAACCAUGUUCAAGAAAUCGUCAAAUAAAUAGACAUUUAAAUGAAAGACAUGAUCGUUUAAGAAACCGACCACCAACUUAUCCUGGAGGUUCAGAAACAAAUGGAAUUAUGCUCAAUGAAAAUGGAACAUUCCUUAAUGGAACAAUAGAUCAGAGAGUUUAUACAGUUUCUAAUGAUUCUCAACGGAUUGACUUUCAUAGACCUCCUGGUCCAUUGAAUGGUGAAAUAUAUAUGGAUACAUGGAGGCAUCAAUUUACAGAAAAUGGGACAAAUUAUGGAAAUAUCUCUUAUUCAUACAAUAGUCCAUUAGGUGAUUCAAGAUGUCAACAUUCUAAUGAUCAAGACUCUUCAAUGAAUUCAAAUCAUAGAACUCAAAUAGAUAAACAUAUGGACUUAAAUUCACAUCAUAAAAAUCCAGUCAGCACUGGAGCGCUGCAACUUACUUAUGAAAACUUGGAUUGUCACCACCUUCGAGAUAUUCAUUUCCCAGCUGAAUUAAUUUCAACCAAUAUAUCACCUUCAUUUGGAGAGAAUGUUGAACCUGUGUCAGUUCGAGUACUUACUCCACAAAUGAGUAUUGACGGAUUUAGUGAAACCAGUGAUCAGAUAUUUCUACCACGAUCCAAUAAACUAACUGGUAUUACUAUUGGUUAUUCUACUGACUCAAGAACCCCCGCUUCUAAAAGUGCCUUGCCUGCUUCGAAUGUCAAACUUGACACAGUCAACGCAUUCUGUGUUGCUAAACCUAUACCAAUUCCACCCAAAGUUAUAUGCAAUUUAAGUGGAGAUAAAAUGAGUUCGGAAAUAAUGGAGAAGAGUAUGAAUUCCAAUGAAAUUGAUUUGAUAAAUUCAGGGCUAUCACCAAUGAAUGUUGUUAUAGAUGAUAUUGUUUCAAAUUCUGGUUCAACAAAACAUCAAGGACAUCGUCUAGAUACUACAAUGCCUAGAUUUGGUACACUUUAUAAUGUUAUGACAGUUAAUCAAAGACCGAAUUCAAUUGAUGAACAUGUUAUUCGAGUUGAAGAACAUGCAUCUGAUUCAGGUCGUGGUGGAAGUGAUGAAGACUCGAUUGUACAAAAACUAGACAGUAAAUUGGUACAAUCAAGCAUUUCGAAGUUAAAUUCGACAGAAGGAACCACUAUAUGGAAUGAAUCUUCCGCUGGUUGUGAAUCAUCGCCAAAUUUUUUCAUUCAAGUGAUAAUCCAGAUAAUGUAAUUCUAGCUAAUCCAUGGUUUGUAUCAGAUUCAAUGAGAUCAAAAUAUCCGGACAAUCACUGUUCUUAUCUAUCUACUUCGUGAUAAAAUGAAUUUAAUAAAACCAUUUACUGGGAACUAAAGCAAAGCAUACCAAUUCAUUAUUACUACUACUACUACCAUAUGUUUACUAUUUCUAGACUUUGGAUAACUUUCUCACCUCUUUCAUCUAUCAUUUUUAUUAUUUGUAACAACUGUAACCGUAAGCAUUUACUUCUGUCUGAACUGUAUGAAACUGGAAUGAUUUCCCUUUUCUGAAACAGAUAGAUGCUUAUCUGUAGACGGUCUAAUUCUACUACUUCUCACCAUUUCUGUAUUCUUCUAUCGGUUAUCUUUUUAUUUGUAUAUAAAUAAUUGAGACAAAACGAAUUAUUCACAUUCCUUAAGAAGUUAUUUCUUCGAAAGAUGUUCAGUUGUUAUUUUUUCUUCAAAUAUGCUUGUUGUUUUCAUUCAUUAAUGACUGAAGUUUUAACUUGUUUUGUUACAAUAUGUUUUAGUUAGUUCAAUGUUCUUCUGAUAGGUAACCGUAUUCCCUUUCAACCCAAUAACAAAGAUAUCUCUGGAUAUCUAAUCGUUUGUCUCAUCAAACUUCCUUCUUUACAUUACAAUAGUUUGUCCUUUAUGAUCGAAAGGAAUGAAAUAACAUUGUUGACAUCUCUCCUGCUCUCUUUCACUCACUCACUCACUCACUCACUCACUCACUCACUCACUCACUCACUCACUCACUCACUCACUCACUCACUCACUCACUCACUCACUCACUCACUCACUCACUCACUCACUCACUCACUCACUCACUCACUCACUCACUCACUCACUCACUUCCUCUUUAUCCUUCUCUCUCCUACUCUAUCAAAUGGUAAAUAUUAUUGGUAUUCAGUGUUACUAGUGAAGUUUCCUCAUUUUAAUUGCCACUUUAAUUGUUUCUUAGUUUUGUUAAUGAAUAUGAUCAACUUUUGAAAAUAAUAUCUAGUUGUACCCACAAUAUCGCAUUUUGUACAAAAAUGAUUCAUCCUACCCAGUCAACUCAUUAUACAGUGACCUAUUUCAGAGUGUAUAAUGUGUGACAGUGAAAUUCAAAUGCAUUCCAUUCUAUACU